This is a messenger RNA of Prunus armeniaca (apricot), 1419 nucleotides long. The record is from the annotation of a GenBank genome assembly. NCBI's taxonomy places the organism in Eukaryota, Viridiplantae, Streptophyta, Magnoliopsida, Rosales, Rosaceae.
AUGGCUUCUUUCCCUCUUUUCUUUGUUGGGUUCCUUGUUUUGGCAGGUGAGGUAGUGUUAGGACAGCAAAGCUCAGAUGGGUUUCAAAUAGAGAUGGGGAAGGAGGAGCUUUUGGGGCUUUUUGAAGUUUUGGGUGCCUUUCUAGGAGACUCCAGCUGGGCCCAAGAACACCCACAACCAUGUGACGAGACUCCAUGGCCUGGUGUUCAAUGUGAGAUUGGUGAUGAAAACCCUCCAAUGUUUCAUGUCACAAAGAUUCAUAUUGGCCCUGAUAUUCUAACCCCUGCUUGCAAAUCCUCUGCUACCCUAUCAGAGUCCCUGCUCAAACUACCUUACUUGAAAACACUUUCCAUUUUCAAUUGUUUUUUGACAUCACCAGUCACUCUUUCUCCAACUCUUCUUGGUGCACUGUCUUCCUUGGAACACCUAGCCCUUGUGUCCAAUCCAGCUCUCUCAGGAGAACUUCCCCCAAGUUUAACCAAAAUUUCCAACUUAAGGGUCCUGAGCCUGUCACAGAACAAUCUACUAGGCAAGAUCCCUGGGAACAUUGGUGGGAUGGUCAACUUAGAGCAACUUGACCUAAGUUACAACAAUUUAAGUGGUCAAAUACCAGUAGAAAUUGGAGGGUUGAGAACUUUGAGCAUUUUGGAUUUAAGUUGGAAUGUUCUAGAAGGUCAGGUGCCUGGCUCUGUUGGUCAGCUUCAGCUCAUCCAAAAGAUUGAUUUAAGUUCAAAUAGGUUUACAGGAAGCAUGCCUCCAGAUAUAGGGAAGCUCAACAAGUUGGUGUUGGUUGAUCUGAGCCAUAACUUGAUAAAUGGGCCAAUCCCUGAAACCCUUUCAGGUUUGGAGCAAUUACAGUACUUGGUAGCUGAUAACAACCCAAUCAACACAGAAAUUCCUCAGUUUUUAGGGAAGCUCAUGAAGCUCAAAUCACUGAGCUUUUCAGGAUGUGGUUUGACUGGUCCAUUGCCCAUCUCUCUAUCUUCCUUGAAAAAUCUCACUGCUCUUUCUCUGGAUAACAAUAGCCUUACUGGGACAGUUCCUCCAUAUUUAGGGACUCUUCCAAGUUUAAAUCAGCUAAAUUUGAGCAACAAUCAGCUAAGUGGAGAUCUAUCACUUCCAGAGGAGUUCAUUGAAAGGCUUGGGAAGAGGUUGGAUGUAAGAGGAAAUGAUGGUCUAUGUACAAGCAAUCCACUUUACAAUAAGAAGAGCAUUUCUUCUAAUGUGAUAACCCCUCUUUGUUUGAAUGCAAGUGGACCAAGAGAUGGCAAAACCUUGGCUGGUGAACACCCAAAUGAGUCUGACAGAAUGAAGCCAUGUAGUCAGUACCCUCUUCAGAAAAGUUCAGGUUCUUCAUGGUCAUAUGAAAAACUGAAUUCAUGUAGUUUUGUUGUAUGUUUCUUGUAUCUCAUGCUGUAA